CCGCCGCCGGUGCCGGGGCUGUCGGGGCUCACUUUCCCCUGGAUGGAGACGACGCGGCGCAUCGCCAAGGAUCGGCUCUCAGCCGCGCUUUCGCCCUUCGCGGCAACCCGGCGCAUCGGGCACCCCUACCAGAACCGCACGCCGCCCAAGCGGAAGAAGCCGCGCACCUCCUUCAGCCGCGUGCAGAUCUGCGAGCUGGAGAAGCGCUUCCACCGCCAGAAAUACCUGGCAUCGGCCGAGAGAGCCACGCUGGCCAAAGCCCUCAAGAUGACGGACGCGCAGGUCAAAACCUGGUUCCAGAACCGCCGCACCAAGUGGAGGAGGCAGACGGCGGAGGAGCGCGAGGCGGAGCGGCAGCAGGCCAACCGGCUGAUGCUGCACCUGCAGCAGGAGGCUUUCCAGAAGAGCCUGAGCCAGCCGCUGCCGCAGGACCCGCUCUGCAUGCACAACUCCUCGCUGUACGCCCUGCAGAACCUGCAGCCCUGGGCCGAGGACAAUAAGGUGACGUCCGUCUCGGGGGUGGCCUCCGUGGUCUGAGGGCGCUGCGUGGCGGAUGGGAGCCCCUGUGCCCCCGGGGGCCCCGAACUGAUGGGAGCUUUGGCCUGGAGGGAUGCGAGGCCACCCCGAUGCCCAGC
This is a messenger RNA of Lagopus leucura (white-tailed ptarmigan), 635 nucleotides long. RefSeq names its product T cell leukemia homeobox 2 (gene TLX2). Lineage: Eukaryota; Metazoa; Chordata; Aves; Galliformes; Phasianidae. The annotation marks the transcript as partial. The record is from RefSeq and is a predicted model, not a curated record. Gene Ontology annotation, molecular function: DNA-binding transcription factor activity, RNA polymerase II-specific; RNA polymerase II cis-regulatory region sequence-specific DNA binding. Gene Ontology annotation, cellular component: nucleus. The transcript has 3 exons. Gene Ontology annotation, biological process: regulation of transcription by RNA polymerase II; animal organ development.